UGUCUCAAAUUAUUUGGCUAAAUGGUAAGUGAUCAUCCUUAUGUUAAUCACAGUGAAUUUAUCUGUGUUUUAUUCUUUCUGAUGUUAUUGCUAAAUUAAGUUCUGUUUGACAAAAUGUUGUAGCCAUUAGUUAGUUGAUUCUCAGAAUCAUGGAAUAUGCAACUUUGCAAGUGCCUACCUACUUUCUCCGUCAAAACUUUCUUCUUGUGAAUUGGCAGGAUGGACCUCCACCAUUUUCUUUGAAAGCAUUCCUCAACAGCAAAAUGAUGAUGGUGUUUGAACUUACUGCCAACCAGCAGUUCCAGGUUGUUCCAUUCUCCCGGUCUCCUUGGGCUAUAUACAUGACUUCUGCACAUGUCUGUUUGAUAACAGAUUUUUGCCUAGGUGGGGAGCUAUUUGCUUUGCUUGACAAACAGCCUAUGACAAUUUUCAAAGAGGAAGCUGCAAGCCAUGGUCACAAAAAUACCGUGCUCUAUGUCAAGUGGAAUCAAAAUGGUGACUGGGUGCUAACUGCCUCUAAGGAUCAAAUCACCACUAUUGAGCUUGCAAAAAUGUUGUUGGCGGAGGGACAAAGUCAUCUUUUUGUACAUUGGCCUGAACAAGGUGUUGAUGAUGAAGAAAAGAAAAGUGUGAUAUACAGCGUCAAUUUUCAGUAUAGCAGUUUCUCCGGUCCCAGUUUCAGCAUCAGCUUGCCCUACAGAUACCCCAGCAAAAUCAGAGUAGAUGCAGCAGGAUGGUUGCAUCCAAGCCUUCCAAGUAGCUAA
Magnolia sinica is the source of this 764-nucleotide messenger RNA. RefSeq lists its product as uncharacterized. The record is from RefSeq and is a predicted model, not a curated record. The transcript is spliced from 5 exons. The coding region runs from base 150 to 764 and encodes 204 amino acids. Lineage: Eukaryota; Viridiplantae; Streptophyta; Magnoliopsida; Magnoliales; Magnoliaceae.